AUGGAAGACGACGCCAAUAUCAUUCGCACAAAAAUGCCGUUUACACUGCGCAUUCGCUGCCAGCGAGUCAACGACUUAGAAUUGCAGGUUCAGGACUCGGAUGAGGUCUCAACGGUCAAGGAGAGGAUCGCCUGCCAAAAGCAGAUCCCGAAAAACAAACAAACUCUGACCUUUCAAGGUCUGGUUCUUGAGGAUCCCUAUCGCCUGAAACAAUACGGAAUUAAGGAUGGAUCGACCAUAUUUCUAAGUAUCCCGUUGGGCUAUUCAAUUACACCGCAAGCCUACGCACAACGCUUGGUACUGCAGGCAGAUGACAUUGCCAUCAAAGGCAGAGGAGACUGA
Dibothriocephalus latus is the source of this 342-nucleotide messenger RNA. The record is from the annotation of a GenBank genome assembly. Lineage: Eukaryota; Metazoa; Platyhelminthes; Cestoda; Diphyllobothriidea; Diphyllobothriidae.